This is a messenger RNA of Sphenostylis stenocarpa, 2685 nucleotides long. Lineage: Eukaryota; Viridiplantae; Streptophyta; Magnoliopsida; Fabales; Fabaceae. The record is from the annotation of a GenBank genome assembly.
AUGAGGUUGGGUGUGGGAGUGAGUAUGUUGUUAUGUUCUGUGGCACUUUUAGGGUGUGAUGGGUGCUUGGAGAAGGAGAGAAUUGGUCUACUUGAAAUCAAGGGCUAUAUCUUAUCACUAGGUCGGGAUGUGUUCAAUGACUUGGAAUUGGGUUCAUGGGUUGAUGAUAGAAGUAGCAAUUGUUGUGGCUGGAACAGAGUGAAAUGUUCUAAUAUCUCAAGUGGCCAUGUAACACACUUGCUUCUCGACAGUCUCAAUUCAAGGAAUGCUCAUUUGGCAAACGGUUCAUUGUUUAGUCCUUUUGAAGAGUUGCUCAACCUCGACUUGUCUAGCAAUGACUAUCAAGGUUGGAUUGGCAAAGGACUUCCAAGAUUGAUGAAGUUGGAGACCUUGAACCUUUCAUAUAACUCAAUGAAUGGUAUUUUAUCUUAUAUUGGUAUUCAAAACGUGCCAAGGUUAAAAGUGUUAGACUUAAGCAACAAUAAUUUAUACGGUUCAAUUGAAGGAUUAUGUGAAUUGCAAGACCUUAGAGAGCUAGGUCUCAGCUCAAAUAUGUUUAGCGAUCAAAUUCCAGAGUGUUUAAGCAUGUUAAGAAGCCUCCAAGUCCUUGAUCUUUCUCAAAAUCAAUUCAGUGGCAAUUUUCCAUCCUUCAUUACCAACAUGACAUCCCUGUUCUACUUGUCUCUCUUUGACAAUCACCUAGAAGGCACAUUUUCUCUGAGCAAUUUGUCUAACCAUUCAGAACUUCAGGUUCUAUAUAUUUCUUCAACAAGCCCUAAAGCUCUAGUUGAAACUGAAAAAACACAAUGGUUUCCAACUUUUCAAUUGAAGUCUCUCAUCCUUCGAAGUUGCAACUUAAACUUGGGUGAAGGAAGUGUUGUUCCUAGUUUUCUUCAAUAUCAAAAAGAAUUGCAAUUUGUCGACCUCUCGCACAACAAACUGGUUGGAGCAUUUCCAAAUUGGUUGAUGCAAAAUAACUCAAGACUCCAAUAUUUCUCAGUCACAAAUAACUUACUUUCUGGAAACCUUCAAUUGUCUUCCAUAAGACAAGACAUAACUUGCCUAGAUAUCUCAGACAACAACAUUUCUGGUUCACUCCCAGAAGAUAUUGGUACAUUUCUUCCUAUGAUUAGGCGUUUAAAUCUGUCAAUGAACAAUUUUGGAGGAAGUAUACCCACUUCAAUUAGUAAGAUGCAGGGACUUUCCUCCUUGGAUUUGUCUCACAAUCACUUCUCAGGUGAAUUACCCGAACAACUAUCAACAGGUUGCAUUAGUCUCCAAAAAUUAUGGCUUUCCAACAACCUUUUUCAUGGGAAUAUUCAUAAGUUUCCUAUUUUUAUAAAUUUGUUUGAGCUGUUUGUCAAUAAUAAUAACCUCAAUUGCACUCUAGAAGAAGUAUUGGAAAAUUUAAAUGGUAGAGGAUUGAUGAUUUUAGACAUAUCCCACAAUUCAAUCUCAGGCUCAAUUCCUAGUUCAAUUGCAAAGUUGUCACUAGUGCAGAUCCUUCUUAUGGGAAAUAACCAGUUGGAAGGUGAGAUCCCUUUUGAGCUCUCCAACCUAGCAAUGCUUUUUAUGUUGGAUCUUUCACACAAUAGGUUAUCAGGGUCAAUCUCACAUCUUAAUCCAUCAAUCAUCAGGUUCUUGUAUCUGCAAAAGAAUGCUUUCUCAGGGUCCAUACCUCCCACAUUCUCAGAGGGCUUAAGCCUAGUAACUCUAGACUUGAGUGAUAAUAAUUUUUCUGGAAAUAUUCCCUACUGGAUUCAUAAGUUGUCAGAUUUGCGAGCGCUUUCACUUGGAGGGAAUAAUUUUUCUGGUCAUAUCCCAAUUCAGCUAUGCCAAUUACAAAAAAUCAGCAUCAUGCAAUUUUCACACAAUAAGCUCGAGGGUUCAAUACCAUCUUGCUUCAACAACUUGUCAUUUGGACCAAGAGAAAAUUAUGAUUCCUUCCCUUCAUUUGGUUUCCCAAUCAUGAUCGCCAAAUCACCAAUAGGAUCUUUGGUUAAUGUCAGUGUUUCAGUGUUUAUGCCUUCAACUGAUGUUGAAAAGGAAGACAUAAAUGCUAUUGUUGAAGUUAGAACAAAGAACAAUUUUUACACUUACAGAGGCACCAACCUGGAGAUGAUGACUGGAUUGGAUUUAUCAUGCAAUAUGUUAACAGGUAGCAUCCCAGUUCAAAUUGGAAACUUGCAAAAAGUUCGAGCCCUAAACCUAUCCCAUAACUACUUGUCUGGUUCCAUUCCAAAUUCUUUUUCUAAUCUUUCCCAGAUUGAGAGCCUUGACUUAUCCUACAACAACUUGAGUGGUGAGAUACCUUCUCAAAUGAUCAAGUUGAACACUUUGGCAAUCUUCAAUGUAUCAUACAAUAAUCUUUCUGGAGUUAUCCCUAGUUCAGGACAAUUUGGAACCUUUAUUGAAGACAGCUACAUUGGAAAUCCUUUUCUUUGUGGAAAAAACCUGAAGCAGAAGUGUGAAGCUUCAUCUCGUCCAUCACAAUUUAAUGACACUGAAGGAAAGGAAACUGUGAUAGACAUGGUAGCAUUCUAUUGGACUUUCUCGGCAUCUUACACAACAAUAUUGUUGUGCUUCACAGUAGUGCUAUAUGUCAAUCCUUCUUGGCGCAUGACCUGGUUUUAUGUCAUUGCUAAGAUUAUACAUACAUGUUUUCCAACUCUUCCUUUGUAUUGA